UUUGUUGUUUGUUUCAUGUUAUCUAUUUUUACAGUUAAUAUAUCUAGAUAGCAAAACUCUUUCGAAAUAUCUUUGUGGAAUCUUUUCUGAAAUCUGAAAAAUCUUUUCUGAAAUCUGAAAAGACUUUUCAGCAACCAGUUGAAGAAGGAAAGAGAGGAAGAACAGGCGAAGUAUGUUGAAAAGGUUGAAAAUAUGAAACCAGUAGAGGUCAAACCAAAUGGAAAAGCUGAAUUUGAACUUGAGAUGAAGCUCAAGAAUCCCAUGAGCAAAAUUUCUCUCUACAAGAAUGGUGAAAUCGUUGACUAUGGUGAUGGCACCAAUGAUUCCUUCAAACACAAUCUGAAGAAAGUUGGUGAUAAAUACACAUUUACCAUUAGUAAUGUUGGCCCAGAAGAUGCAGGUCUAUAUCAAGUGGAUGUUGAAGAUGCAACCAUGUUUUCAGCUGAAUUGGAGAGUAAGACUAAGUUUGAUCACGGUGUUAAACAUGUUAGGUGUAACCCGCUGCACCAAGUACUGCAGACACGAUGGGUUCUGAAUAUGGACCAGCUUUUCAGAAGUUCAGGUUCGCCUACGGAGAAUAAGGAGCUCAAUAACAACAAUGAAUCACUCAGACACGGUAAGACGUUCAACUCAGUGUUAUUUGUCAAAAGUAAAUGUUUGGCUUAGCAAUUGAAAUGCACCAAAUCAGAGGAAUGAGGAAAAAUAAACAAAAUACAAUGGGUAACAUUCUCAAACAAAGAAAAGGAGAAAACUAUUUCAGUGCAAGUUGUUUUGACAAUAACGCUUUCCUUUUUUUUUAACU
Molecule: messenger RNA, 802 nt
Organism: Pangasianodon hypophthalmus (striped catfish)
Lineage: Eukaryota; Metazoa; Chordata; Actinopteri; Siluriformes; Pangasiidae
Product: immunoglobulin-like and fibronectin type III domain-containing protein 1
Exons: 3
Coding region: 193-666 (157 amino acids)
Source: RefSeq, a predicted model, not a curated record